GAAGAAAACUAUAUUUUUUUGUAUUUCAAAAGAAAUUCCAUACAAGUUAAAACACUAGUGCGCUUUCUGUUUCCAUUUCUAGUUUCGAACAUUUUACCGUUAUUACUGUUAUUGGUAAAACAAAUAAAGCAUCUAAAUGUGUCGUUACUUGUAAAGUGUAUUGAUAUUUCAUAUUUGAUUGAAGCUGUCAAAAUAUAUUGUGUUUUAAUCAAUUUCAUAGAAGUAUUUAGAUCGAAUUAGGACAAUGAUUAAACUUUUUUCUUUAAAACAACAAAAAAAAGAUGAAGAAGGAUCAGCACGGGCAGGUGGUUCACAAAAAAAAGCGUCAGCAGCACAAUUGCGGAUCACUAAAGAUUUGAAUGAAUUAAAUUUACCCAAGACAUGUAACACAGAGUUUCCAGACCCAGAUGAUUUACUCAAUUUCAAGUUAAUUAUUUGUCCAGAUGAGGGUUUUUAUAGAGGAGGGAGAUUUGUAUUUAGCUUUAAGGUAGGACCAAACUAUCCUCAUGAACCACCCAAAGUUAAAUGUGAAACAGCUGUAUAUCAUCCCAAUAUAGACCUUGAGGGCAAUGUAUGUUUAAAUAUACUCAGAGAAGACUGGAAACCAGUGCUCACUGUUAACUCUAUAGUUUAUGGAUUACAGUAUUUAUUUUUGGAACCCAAUCCCGAAGAUCCUCUCAAUAAAGAAGCAGCGGAUGAGCUCCAGAGCAACCGAAGACUAUUUGAACAGCAUGUGCAGCGCGCUAUGCGCGGCGGCUACGUCGGAUCCUCAUACUUUGAACGGUGCCUCAAGUGAACACGACUCAUCUGUAAAUUAUAUAUCAACAAUAUACAAAUAAAUAAAUCUCAUAAUAACAUUAUA
Zerene cesonia (dogface butterfly) is the source of this 862-nucleotide messenger RNA. It is a transcript of the gene UbcE2M, whose product is annotated as NEDD8-conjugating enzyme Ubc12. Bases 245 to 796 code for a protein of 183 amino acids. The record is from RefSeq and is a predicted model, not a curated record. The transcript has 4 exons. Lineage: Eukaryota; Metazoa; Arthropoda; Insecta; Lepidoptera; Pieridae.